AUGCCUUAUUCUAAGCAGCCUAAUAACUUCCAGAUUCUGAGCCUUCUGCAAUGGCCCUUGAGCUACCUUGCCAUAUUUUGGAUCUUGCAGCCAUUGUUUGUUUAUCUGCUGUUUACACCCUUGUGGCCACUACCAGCAAUUUACUUUGUCUGGUUGUUCCUGGACUGGAAGACCCCAGAGCAAGGUGGCAGGCGUUCAGCCUGGGUAAGGAACUGGUAUGUCUGGACUCACAUCAGGGACUAUUUCCCCAUUAUGAUCCUGAAGACUGAAGACUUGUCACCUGAGCGCAACUAUGUCAUGGGAGUUCACCCGCAUGGCCUCCUAACCUUUGGUGCCUUCUGCAACUUCUGCACUGAGGCCACGGGCUUCUCAAAGACUUUCCCAGGCAUCACUCCUCACUUGGCCACUCUGUCCUGGUUCUUCAAGAUCCCCCUUAUUAGGGACUACCUCAUGGCCAAAGGUGUGUGUUCUGUGAGCCAGCCAGCCAUUGACUACCUGCUGAGCCACGGCACUGGCAAUCUCGUGGGCAUUGUCGUGGGAGGAGUGGGAGAGGCCCUGCAGAGCGUACCCUAUACCACCACUCUCAUCCUCCAGAAGCGAAAGGGCUUUGUGCGCACUGCCCUCCAGCAUGGGGCUCAUCUGGUCCCCACCUUCACUUUUGGAGAAACUGAAGUGUUUGACCAGGUGCUAUUCCAGGAGGGCAGCAGGAUGUACAAGUUCCAGAACUUCUUCCGCCGAAUCUUCGGUUUCUAUUUUUGUGUCUUCUAUGGACAAGGCUUUCACCAAGGCUCCGUUGGUCUCUUCCCAUACAGCAGGCCUAUUGUCACUGUGGUCGGGGAGCCUCUGCCACUGCCCCAAAUUGAAAAACCAAGCCAGGAGAUGGUGGACAAAUACCACGCACUCUAUAUGGACGCCCUGAGCAAACUCUUUGAUAAGCAUAAGACCCAAUAUGGCUGCUCAGACAGCCAGAAGCUGCUUUUCUUGUGACUGAAGACACUGCAUGCAUGCCUGAGAGCACUGGAGCUCCUGCCUUGGAGAGGAGACUCAAUUGCUGCUAACCCAAAAAAAGGCCUGGAAAGGGAAGAGAGACUAGGGAGGCCCUGAGUGGUAGAGGAGGACAUUAGAAGUUCCUUCCUGGCCACCGUGAAGCCCUCAAAGGAGCUGUUCCUGAGGAGUGUCAGAGGGGAGCAUCCCAAGACAUCUCUGCUGGCUCCCCCACUCUGAGCCUGACACCCAAGGUACUGAAGGACUCGAAUGAUAGCCAAGCAUUCUUCAAUCCAUUUUUCAAAAAUCUUAAUACAAUUUUAAAUUUAUAUAUAAUUUGCAUAUCACAAAUCUAACCUGUUAAGGUGCAAAAUUCAAUCGUGUUUAGUAUAUUCACAGAGUUGUGCAACUACCGCUGCUACCUAGUUUUAGAAUGUGUUUCAGCACCCCUAAUGAACCCAGUACACAUAAGCAUCACUGCUCACUCCUCUAGGCUCUGGAAACCACUAAUCCACUUUAUUUCUAUGGAUUUACCUAAUCUUAACAUUUCAUAUAAAUAUAAUAAGUAGUCUUUCAUGAUUGGCUUCUUUCUCUUAUCAUGUUUUCAAGGUCCACCAUAUCUUAAUAUGUCUU
Heterocephalus glaber (naked mole-rat) is the source of this 1617-nucleotide messenger RNA. RefSeq names its product acyl-CoA wax alcohol acyltransferase 1 (gene Awat1). Gene Ontology annotation, molecular function: long-chain-alcohol O-fatty-acyltransferase activity. Gene Ontology annotation, biological process: lipid metabolic process. Gene Ontology annotation, cellular component: endoplasmic reticulum membrane. Lineage: Eukaryota; Metazoa; Chordata; Mammalia; Rodentia; Bathyergidae. The record is from RefSeq and is a predicted model, not a curated record.